AUGGAAAUCACGGUACGCGUCGAAGUUCAAUACCACGCGCCAGCUAAUGCCGUCACACGCGAUGUGCUCGAGAUGUUCCGGUCCACGACAUGGGUGCGGUUUAUGAUGCGCUACGUGUCACCGCGGCUCAAAAGCUCAUCGCCUGCAGACCAGGCAAUCCUGGACGAGCUCGAGAGCCAGGAGGUCACAGAGGUACACAAGGGCGAGGAGUGCGUCAUCUGCAUGAGCGAGAACCCGUGUGACGGCCACGUGGCUCUGCCCUGCGGCCACACAUUCCACUACCCGUGCAUCUCGUCCUGGCUACAGAGCCAGAGCACAUGCCCCGUGUGCCGCUUCCAGUUUCCCAAGGCUUUUACGGGCAAGUACGCCGUGCUAAAGCUCAAGUCGUCCAUGGUGCUCGCCGAGGAGCAGGCCAAGAUGCCGCGCGUUGAGCUGCUUGCACUCGACAUCGGGAAGAAGGUUGUGUGUGCCGUCGUGAGCGUCACCCUUGUCAAGGUCGCGGCCGAGGGGGAUGAUGAGGAAUUUCCGUGCGAGCUGAGCGCCUGGAUGCUGGACCCCUCGACAGGAGAGACCUUUUCCGAGCUCGACUGUAUAUUACAAACCGUGUAG
Messenger RNA from Peronospora farinosa, 609 nucleotides. Lineage: Eukaryota; Oomycota; Peronosporomycetes; Peronosporales; Peronosporaceae. The record is from the annotation of a GenBank genome assembly.